Messenger RNA from Carica papaya (papaya), 2785 nucleotides. NCBI's taxonomy places the organism in Eukaryota, Viridiplantae, Streptophyta, Magnoliopsida, Brassicales, Caricaceae. The record is from RefSeq and is a predicted model, not a curated record.
UCUCGCUUCCUCUUCGUCCGGAGAGUGAGGGAGGGAAUGGAGUGAAAAGUUUUCUUCUUCUUCUUUUGCAGGUGGCAAGGAGCAGGUGAGGCAGGAGACGAUUACGGCAACUGAUUAUGACGAUUGGUGGACGACGAUGAGGAUGUCAAACACGAAGCUGAAAAAGGAAACUCGGAGAGCAAGCCAAGACAGAAAGCUCAGCUGCGAUGAUGAAGAUGGUGACUCAAUGCCAGCCUGGGGAAAAAGAAAAGAGGAAGCAGGAGGAGCGUCGAUUUGGGUUGGAGUUGGAAAUGGUGAUGGCGUUUUUGGUGUUCUGAUCUGGUAGUGGCUUUUCUACUAAGUUUAAGUUGUACGAGAAUCUGAAUGACUUAACUGAGUUUCAUGAGAGAGAGAGAGAGAGAGAGAGAGAGAAAGUAGUGAAAUGAUAUUUUUGUAGAUGAAAAAGGUGAAUAAUGUUGUUGAUGUAGCCAUUCCUUGCUGCAUCUUGAGGCAACUUAAUGAUUGUUGCUUUUCCAACUUAUAAAACUAAGACAAUCCUAGUUUAAUUUUGUUUUAUUUUUGUCUGAUAAAAUUCUUCUUGUCUCCUGAAAACCCAAUUGGUUGUCCCCAUCUCCAAAUCUCAUUGCAUAAUCUCUUACUUUUUCUUAAUAGUUCUUUAAUAGGAUAUUGUUAAUGCCUUUGGAUUUCUACCAUGGUUCAUGUUUCAGAUUGAGUAAGCUAAUAAAAUUUUCUUCCCACAUUUUGGUUUCUACAUAUACAUCUACAGUUUCUAAUAAUGUCACAUUGUAUUUUCCUUAUCCUUCUCUCAGAAAAGACUUGGAGUUGCAUUUCAAAUCCCAGUUCCAAGAUAGACGAGUUUUGAAUUUAUUUAAUGGAUUAUCUCAUCUUGAGAUGCUUCCUUUUGGCUUUCAUGUUGUAUGAUAGUCAAGCUGAUGAGAGCAGAGGAGAAGGCUUGAUCUCCAUAUUCUAUUCCUGAACAAAAGGAUUGUUGAGCAUCAAGCUGAUGAGAGCAGAGGAGAAGGCUUGAUCUCCAUAUUCUAUUCCUGAACAAAAGAAUUGUUGAACAUUCAUUCUUCUUACUAUUUUGAUUUUGGUACUCAAGUCACAUGGAAAUUCUUGGUUCUAGCUGUUGUCAGUCCCCAAAGCUGCCAUUGUCUUGCCAUAACAGAUUAUUGUCAUCUCCAUUGUUUGUAAAUACAGAGGGAACUGGCUUUUUAGACAGUACAAUAUGUGAUGUCCAUGUAGGGAAGUUCAAGAUCCUCAGGAAGAGAUGUCCCAAAACCAAAAGGUUCUUGACUACUUCUGUUCUCCCUGAUGUUGCUAAAGAUUUCAUGAUCUUCCAGGAAGAAAGAUUUGCAACAUCAGUAGCAGACCCAAAGACUGUUGCUUCUAUCAUAUUGGGUGGUGGAGCUGGAACACGACUUUUCCCUCUUACUCAAAGAAGGGCUAAACCAGCUGUGCCAAUUGGGGGAUGCUAUAGACUGAUAGACGUGCCUAUGAGUAAUUGCAUAAAUAGUGGAAUCAACAAAAUUUUCAUUCUCACUCAGUUUAAUUCUCGAUCUCUCAACCAACACAUUGUUCGAACGUAUAAUUUAGGAAAUGGUGUACACUUUGGCAAUGGGUUUAUCGAGGUACUAGCAGCUACUCAAACACCCGGAGAAUGGGGAAAGAAGUGGUUUCAGGGUACAGCAGAUGCUGUUAGGCAGUUCAUUUGGUUGUUUGAGGAUGCUAAGCAUAGACACAUAGAAAACAUUUUGAUACUAUCUGGCGAUCAUCUCUAUCAAAUGGAUUACAUGGAUUUUUUGCAGAAGCACAUUGAUUCGGGUGCUGAUGUAUCUGUGUGUUGUCUCCCUGUGGAUAACUGUCGUGCCUCUGAUUACGGAUUGGUGAAGAUUGAUGAAAGAGGAAGGAUAAUAGAGUUUCAAGAAAAACCAAAGGGUGAAUGUUUGAGAUCCAUGCUACCACUGGCAGCAAAAGAUUACAAUGUUCGGGCUUAUCUAUUCAAUGGCUACUGGGAGGAUAUUGGAACCAUAAAAUCUUUCUUUGAUGCAAAUUUGGCUCUCACAGAGCAGCCUCCAAAACUCCAUUUAUAUGAUCCACUAAAGCCAAUUUUUACAUCUCCCCGAUUUCUACCACCAACCAAAAUAGAGAGAUGCCAGAUAAGGGAUUCAAUAAUUUCCCAUGGGUGCUUUCUGAGGGAGUGCACUGUUGAACAUUCUAUUGUGGGUAUUCGCUCAAGGCUGGAGCAGGGCGUGGUGCUGAAGGAUACUCUGAUGAUGGGUGCUGACGACUAUGAAACUCAGGAAGAGCUAGCAACCCAUUUGACAGAGGGAAAAGUUCCAAUAGGUGUUGGAAGAUAUACCAAAAUAAUGAAUUGUAUAAUUGACAUGAAUGCCAGAAUUGGAAAGAAUGUGAUCAUUUAUAACAAGGAUAAUGUGGAAGAGGCAGACAGACCAUCUGAAGGAUUCUAUAUUCGAUCUGGAAUUACUGUAAUCACAAAAAAUUCUAUGAUAAGAGAUGGGACAAUAAUUUAGGGAUGAUUUAGAAGGAGCAGGCUACAAGGAUCAUUCAAUUGAUGCCCAUGCGCGAAAAAUUUAAGUUAAGAUUGUGUUUUCGUUAAAACAUUAUGGGAGAAAUAUAUGAAUAAAUAUUCGAGUAGCUGUGUGCAAGCCAGAUCAGCCUUUUCCCUGGAGGGAGUUCCAAUGAUUGGUACUGUAUAUAUAUUGAUUAGCUGUUUCAAACAUUGAUAAAUACAAAGACAGAAGACAACAUUUUUAGAUCUCAA